Nelumbo nucifera (sacred lotus) is the source of this 2476-nucleotide messenger RNA. RefSeq names its product protein PHYTOCHROME KINASE SUBSTRATE 1. Lineage: Eukaryota; Viridiplantae; Streptophyta; Magnoliopsida; Proteales; Nelumbonaceae. Gene Ontology annotation, biological process: phototropism. The record is from RefSeq and is a predicted model, not a curated record.
UUGUCGACCAGAUUUUCCUGGUAGAGGAUGCUCCAAGCAUGAAAUCCCAAUCCCUAGUAAUAUUGGGGGGGGGGAGGGCUGAUAUCCCCACGUCAGAUGCCCAUUGAAUUGGGAUCUGCUCCUCACAUAGAUUGGCAAGGAAAGGAAAUUCUUCUGGUCAAAUAACAGUGAAAGUUAGAGAAGCUGAGAAGUUACGUGCAUUUUGUAAAGGUAAGAGUCAAACGAAUCACCAGCAUGAUGGGCCCAUGUUUUACUCGAAAAUUUGCUUUUCUACCCACUCCAUCCUCUCCUGAUCCUCCCCAAAUGGAAAUAAGACCUCUCCGAUUUCAAGCUUCGGCCUUUAUGUACCAUUGCCACCAUAACAGCUCCAGAUUCAAAGUUGCGCCUUUCUUGGGUAUCUCUUCUCUUUUUUUCUGUUCUCUCUCCAUUGAACUGAAGCCACCUACUGAUCGUACCAGAGCCUAUCACCGUCUUAGGCUUCUUAUGAUAUAUGUGGUAUUUACGGAGCCCUUCAAGCGAAGCAUCUCGCAAAUUGCAUUAACAUCAACUUGCAAUACCACCCUCCCCAGAACCCUAUCCAACGAAGAUAACAAUACCAAUCCCCGCGAUGCUUCGUUCUCUUCUUACCUCAGAAGUGCCAAACAGACCUUCAUACAAGAACUGACUGAAUCAGCCCGGAACCCAGCUGCGGCCUUCACCGACUCCCAAGAACCUCUCCACCAGGUAGCUUUCGGAAGAAAAAAGACAGAAGAUAGUGAAAUUGGUGUCUUCAGCGCAGAAAAAUACUUCAACGGUGGAAUGGACGAGGAGAAGCCGAGAAUUGUCGACAGAAGUCCCAGGGAGCACCUACCUAGGAAAGACGAGCGGCACAACCCAGUUGAUGUAAGCGCCAUGAGAUCCAAGCUUAAACUGGGAACUCCGAGUUCAUGCUCGGAAGCAAGUUGGAACAGCCGUAGCGCAUUACUGCCAAGUCGUUUGAGAGACCUAUCUCCAAGCAGAACAAACAAGAUACCUGGUAAAAGAUUUUUCGUGGGCCUCGGUUGUAAUUGCGCGUGCUCUGAUAAGAAGUCGGUGGAAAUUGAUGAAGACCUCGGGGGGAACAAGAAUAACUCAAGGAAUUCCAAGAACCAUCCUCAUUUUGAAGGGCUUCAUAGCAGAGGGAUCCUCACAAAACAACCCAUCAAAAUCGAUCGUGAUCCAUUCGAUUUGGUUGGAAUUAAGCAAACACGGUUCAAAGAGGAUAUGGCCUGUGAUAAGGUGGGUAGUGGGUUAACGGGGGAACAGUGUUUCUCGUUCCCAGUUUUUAAUCCCGGGGUGGGAAACCUGACCGUAAAAAGGCAGUUUGAAGAAGAGAAGGAGAAGAAAGAGAAGCCCAGAAAAUCUCUGGAGGUGUUCGGGUCCCCUAUCAUGGAAAAAGGAGGGGAUGUAAAUUUGAACCUGGGGAGAAGGUUACCCAUGUUAACUUGGGAUGCCAUUCCCAGAGCCCAGGAGACCACUGCAAAUUCCGGCAGCCGUGGACUGUACGACGAUAUGGAGAGUGAUGCGAGUUCGGACUUGUUUGAGAUCGAGAACCUUUCGAGCAAUGCCAACCCAUACCUCAUACGGCAGGCGUCAGAUACCAUGUCAAGCUGUGUUACACCCACAACAUGUUACGAGCCAAGCGAAGCAAGCGUUGACCGGGGCGUUGUCACCGCCACCGCCGGUGCUGCCAAUUUCUCGGUGGCGUUGGUGCCAGCACCACCAACUCUUACGAACCCCGACGGGAUGAUUCCUACGUCAACAAAGCCCAAGACCUUGAUGGCCAAAGAGGAGCAAAGACGGGGGGGUCAUGGGCAUGGCAUGCUGUUCGGAUGCAGGAGUCAAAAAGCAGUGGAUGUUGCAGGCGAUGCGCUCAGAAUGUCUGAGAGGGCAAGCUUUGAGACAAGAAGGCGCCACAGGUCUGAGUCCUUCACAUCAAUUUCCAGGUUUCAGGCCGAGGCCGCCAAGGUGAUGGAUCUUGAGUCUGCCCAUGCGCAACGAGCUUUUGGCACGCUCACCCGCUCUCUCUCUGCACGUGCUUCAGAUUCUUCGGACGUGAGCUAAGGGCCUAAGGCAUCAGUUGUUCAAGCCUGUGCAGUAGAGUGUUCAUGGUUCGUCUUAUUAAUGGUUAAUAAUCACAUUUGAAUAAUGCAGGGGAAUUAUGGUAAAUAUAGCUGGUGAUCCUGAUCCUAUACCUUAGCAUCUCCACAAAAGAUAAUAAUUAAGAACUUAUAUUUUCAGUUCAGCUUCAGGUUGUGUUUUUUUCUUUUUUUUUUCUCUGUAAAAUGGACAUAAAAUUUUCUCAACUGAUGCCCCUUUUACAGAGAAAACUUUGUUUUCCACUGCCUUUUAAUUUGUUUUCAUGUAAAUGGCAAGGAAAACAAAAGUUUUCAUCGUGAAAAAGGGGCAAAAUAGUUCUACCCAUUUUAUGUUUUGCAAUGAAAUUAUUUUUCCAUCA